UUAUUAGGUACUGAUCGUCCUCCCGAUUCCUCUUGUCUCUGAAACUCUCUCUCUCGAAUUAAAAAGAAAAAGCAAUCUUUUUUUCUUCCCAAAAUGCGUGAAAUCCUUCACAUUCAAGGAGGCCAAUGCGGCAACCAGAUCGGUGCCAAGUUCUGGGAAGUCGUCUGUGCCGAGCACGGCAUAGACUCGACUGGACGGUACAACGGGGACAAUGAACUGCAACUUGAACGGAUCAAUGUGUACUACAAUGAAGCAAGUUGUGGAAGGUUCGUUCCCAGGGGUGUCCUCAUGGAUCUUGAACCUGGCACCAUGGACAGUAUCAGAUCCGGCCCGUACGGGCAGAUUUUUCGACCAGAUAACUUCGUUUUCGGCCAGUCCGGGGCCGGAAACAACUGGGCUAAAGGCCAUUACACUGAGGGUGCAGAGCUGAUUGAUUCAGUCCUUGAUGUUGUUCGCAAAGAAGCCGAGAAUUGUGAUGCCCUGCAAGGGUUUCAGGUGUGCCAUUCUUUGGGAGGAGGGACUGGAUCUGGAAUGGGAACACUUUUGAUUUCAAAAAUAAGAGAAGAAUACCCAGAUCGAAUGAUGCUCACUUUUUCCGUGUUCCCCUCUCCCAAGGUAUCUGAUACCGUCGUUGAGCCUUAUAACGCAACUCUCUCUGUUCACCAGCUUGUUGAAAACGCAGACGAGUGUAUGGUUCUUGACAAUGAAGCCCUUUACGACAUCUGUUUCCGUACCCUCAAACUCACCACUCCGAGCUUUGGGGAUUUGAACCAUUUGAUCUCUGCAACAAUGUCUGGAGUGACCUGCUGUUUGAGGUUUCCUGGUCAACUGAACUCUGACCUCAGAAAGCUUGCUGUUAAUCUCAUUCCAUUUCCUCGGCUUCACUUUUUCAUGGUGGGUUUUGCUCCUCUCACCUCUCGUGGCUCUCAACAAUACAGAGCCCUAACGGUCCCUGAGCUCACCCAACAAAUGUGGGAUGCAAAGAACAUGAUGUGCGCAGCCGAUCCACGACAUGGGCGUUACUUGACGGCCUCAGCAAUGUUCAGAGGCAAAAUGAGUACUAAAGAAGUUGAUGAGCAAAUGAUCAAUGUCCAAAACAAGAACUCUUCUUACUUUGUGGAAUGGAUUCCCAAUAAUGUGAAAUCAACAGUCUGUGAUAUUCCGCCAACUGGGUUGAAAAUGGCUUCCACAUUUAUUGGGAAUUCGACUUCAAUUCAAGAAAUGUUUAGGCGUGUUAGUGAGCAGUUCACUGCUAUGUUUAGAAGGAAGGCUUUCUUGCAUUGGUACACAGGAGAAGGUAUGGAUGAGAUGGAAUUUACAGAAGCAGAAAGCAAUAUGAAUGACUUGGUUUCUGAGUAUCAGCAGUACCAGGAUGCUACAGCUGAUGAGGAUUAUUAUGAGGAAGAAGAAGAAGAGGAAGCUGAAUAUCAGCAGUGAUAUGUUGAUUUAGUGUUGGAAAUUGUAAUUUCUGGUUGCCACUCCUGGCAGUUACAGGAAUUAAUCUGCUUUUGAUGUAGGCAAAUAUGAGUGUUUUUCAAGUAGAAUAUCAAGUUUCUUGUUCUUUCCUAUUUGACAAA
Molecule: messenger RNA, 1577 nt
Organism: Mangifera indica (mango)
Lineage: Eukaryota; Viridiplantae; Streptophyta; Magnoliopsida; Sapindales; Anacardiaceae
Product: tubulin beta-1 chain-like
Exons: 2
Coding region: 94-1437 (447 amino acids)
Biological process (GO): microtubule cytoskeleton organization; mitotic cell cycle
Cellular component (GO): microtubule; cytoplasm
Molecular function (GO): GTPase activity; GTP binding; structural constituent of cytoskeleton
Source: RefSeq, a predicted model, not a curated record